UGUGACUAGAACAUGCCUGCGGCCAGGUCUCCUACAGCUUUCCCAGCGUGCGACUAUGUUACAGGUUGGUGCUGCACGUUGGUUCUGUACAAUUGGAUGCUGCAAUUUGGUACUGAUGUUGGCAUGUGGCACUGUGGCAUGGCGCUGCCUGGCAGUGCAACGAUGAUGUUUUACAAGAGGAUAAACAAGGGGCCGUGUGGGACAGAGGUUAAAGAUGGAGGUGCACGCUCCUACAUUGGAUGGCUAGAUGGUGCUAUGACACAGAUCAGCUUUGCAUAGCAACAAGUUCCGCAGCAUGGACCGGGACAUUGUUCUGCGAGAUGCCUGCGAUGCAUGUCACCGCCGGAAGAUGAGGUGCCCGUCCGAGGGCGCCGGCGCCUGUGCGAACUGUCGCCGGACUGGGCAGGUGUGCCAGUUUAGCCCCAGAAGCGAGAUGGGACGGCCGCGGCUCAACAACCGCGCCGGCAAGAGAGAUCAGCAGCGCAGGACCGGCAAGCCAGCCAACACGCAUACGCAACCCCGUGCCAGCUCGGCGGUAGCAAUUACGUCGACGACCACCGCUGCCGCGCCCGAAGUGGCCGUGGGGGUAGCACACUCCGCCCGGGAGGACACGGCACCACUUUCCCGCACGGAUCGAGACCCCGUGUAUCGGAUGGAAGAGACCCAGACAGAGACAAGAGCAAUCCAGGAAACCGGCAAAGCUAAGCAUCUGAACGUGGAUGCGACAGAUGGGGAUGCCGCCAUGAUGGAGGGAGGGGUCUGGGACCUGGCCUCGACCGACGCGCCCUCCUCUUGGGGGAGCGGAUUGAUGGAAGGACUCUCGACCUCCAUCCCCGACGCACAUUCAUUCUGCGAUUCCUGGGUACCUGAUAUGUCGCCGUCCGCAACGUCAAUGGCUCUCUACCACCAAACACUCGCCACAUUUGCGCGGUUCGACGAACCAAAUCAAACAGCUGCGUCACCGCGCCCCCAUAGGACCUCGGACAAUACUACCAAUGCCGCUGCCACGUCAAACAGCCCCACCCUGGUGCUGUGCAGUAAUCCGACGACAUCCUCGUCGAACUCGCCCUCGCUGUUCCGUGAUGUUCGGCCGUCCUUCUCAACAGACAGUCUCCUUGACGCGUACUCAGAGCUCUCACACAUUCUGUACGCUUUGCGCAAGUUUUCGAGCCCUGCGGUUGCCCAGAUAACCGGGUCCGAGUGUCUCCCACUUACCGGUGGGAACUGCAGCUCCAGCAAGCAGCAAACCCCAUGCCAAGCACAACAGCAUAGAACCCUAGACAAGGCCUUCUUCAUGGUCUCUUCCCUCUGUGACAUCAUUAGUUGGCUCGCCAGCAGCCCCCUGCCACCGGGGAGCAGCGAGUUGCCGUGUCUCAUGCUCGUGGCAUCCGUCAGCGCCACCGUGGUGGACAUGUACCGCAAGACAGCCGAGGUGUUCAUGGAUGCCGCAUCUCGCCCGGCACCGCCUUCUCGUUAUUACCCGCAUCAUCAGCGGCAGCAUCUCUCUCACUCCGGGCAACAACAGCAGAGGCACCGACCGGAGGUGCUGACGCCAACGUCACCAGCCGACGCCGGAAAAUGCCCAAUCGGUAGCAGUGCCAGCAACGGCAACGGCAACGGCCACGACAGGGCCGGGAGUGGGAGCACUGGAGAAGCGAAUCCCAGUUCGGUGUUAUCUCUGGGUGGCACGCAGCAGCAUCUGCAGAUGGUCUCGGACGCGACAAUCAUGGAGCUGCAUCUGGCACAGCUGCAGAAAGGACUGGCGAUGCUGCAAGGGACCGCUCACAUCCUGGCAAAGGAGCGGCCGCCGCGGCAGCAUCAGCAGGGGAAGAAGCACUAUUACGAAGAUGACGUCUCUCGGGCCGGCGGUAACGGCGACUUUAAGAGCAACACUUUUGAUGACGACUCCCAGACGCUGGCUCAGCUGGAGCAGGUUCGUGCUACCCUCCGGGAGUUUGUGGAUGAAUGGCGGCAUCGGAUGCAGUGAUGUACUUAGAGGCUGGAUUAUGCCCGGUCAAUUAAAGCACCAGGAGGAAGGUUCUCGAAAGUACUAUAGAGGCCGCGUACUGCGUUAUAAAUAAGAGGUUGAAAUUCUAUCUCGGCCAAAGAAAGCACGGUACGCACCGUAGA
Molecule: messenger RNA, 2130 nt
Organism: Parathielavia appendiculata
Lineage: Eukaryota; Fungi; Ascomycota; Sordariomycetes; Sordariales; Chaetomiaceae
Exons: 2
Coding region: 296-1987 (563 amino acids)
Biological process (GO): regulation of DNA-templated transcription
Molecular function (GO): zinc ion binding; DNA-binding transcription factor activity, RNA polymerase II-specific
Source: RefSeq, a predicted model, not a curated record